This is a messenger RNA of Dipodomys ordii (Ord's kangaroo rat), 3561 nucleotides long. It is a transcript of the gene Hspa4, whose product is annotated as heat shock 70kDa protein 4. Gene Ontology annotation, cellular component: nucleus; cytosol. The transcript has 12 exons. Gene Ontology annotation, molecular function: ATP binding; ATP-dependent protein folding chaperone. NCBI's taxonomy places the organism in Eukaryota, Metazoa, Chordata, Mammalia, Rodentia, Heteromyidae. The coding region runs from base 15 to 1616 and encodes 533 amino acids. The record is from RefSeq and is a predicted model, not a curated record. Gene Ontology annotation, biological process: protein folding.
GCAAAUUUCUGGAGAUGUGUGAUGAUCUCUUGGCUCGGGUGGAGCCACCACUUCGCAGUGUCUUAGAACAAGCCAAGUUAAAGAAAGAAGACAUUUAUGCAGUAGAGAUUGUUGGUGGUGCCACACGAAUCCCUGCAGUGAAAGAGAAGAUCAGUAAAUUUUUUGGUAAAGAGCUUAGUACAACAUUAAAUGCUGAUGAAGCGGUCACUCGAGGCUGUGCACUGCAGUGUGCAAUCUUAUCGCCUGCUUUCAAAGUCAGAGAAUUUUCUAUCACCGAUGUGGUAGCAUAUCCAAUAUCGCUGAGAUGGAAUUCACCAGCUGAAGAAGGAUCAAGUGAUUGUGAAGUCUUCCCAAAAAAUCAUGCUGCUCCUUUCUCUAAAGUUCUCACAUUUUAUAGAAAGGAGCCUUUCACUCUUGAGGCUUAUUACAGCUCUCCUCAGGAUUUGCCCUAUCCAGACCCUGCUAUAGCUCAGUUUUCAGUUCAGAAAGUCACUCCCCAGUCUGAUGGCUCCAGUUCAAAAGUGAAAGUCAAGGUUCGAGUAAAUGUUCAUGGCAUUUUCAGUGUGUCCAGUGCAUCCCUAGUGGAAGUGCACAAGUCUGAGGAAAAUGAGGAACCUAUGGAAACUGAUCAAAAUGCAAAGGAGGAAGAGAAGAUGCAAGUGGACCAGGAAGAACCACAUGUGGAAGAGCAACAGCAGCAGACACCAGCAGAAAAUAAGGCAGAGUCCGAAGAAAUGGAGACUUCUCAAGCUGGAUCAAAAGACAAAAAGACGGACCAACCCCCUCAAGCCAAGAAGGCAAAAGUGAAGACCAGUACUGUGGACCUGCCAAUUGAGAAUCAGCUAUUGUGGCAGAUAGACCGAGAGAUGCUCAACUUGUACAUUGAAAAUGAGGGUAAGAUGAUCAUGCAGGACAAACUGGAGAAGGAGCGUAAUGAUGCCAAAAACGCCGUGGAAGAAUAUGUGUACGAAAUGAGAGACAAGCUUGGUGGUGAAUAUGAGAAGUUUGUGAGUGAAGAUGAUCGUAACAGUUUUACCUUGAAAUUAGAAGAUACUGAAAAUUGGUUGUAUGAAGAUGGAGAAGACCAGCCAAAGCAAGUUUAUGUAGAUAAAUUGACAGAGUUAAAAAAUUUAGGCCAACCCAUUAAGACACGGUUUCAGGAAUCUGAAGAAAGACCAAAAUUAUUUGAAGAACUAGGCAAACAAAUCCAACAGUAUAUGAAAGUAAUCAGCUCUUUCAAAAACAAGGAGGACCAGUACGACCAUUUGGAUGCUGCCGAUGUAGCGAAGGUAGAGAAAAGCACGAACGAGGCAAUGGAGUGGAUGAACACCAGGCUGAAUUUACAGAACAAGCAGAGUCUGACUGUGGAUCCCGUUGUAAAGACAAAAGAGAUUGAAGCUAAAAUUAAGGAGCUGACAAGUAUUUGUAGUCCUAUAGUUUCAAAGCCCAAACCCAAAGUGGAACCUCCGAAAGAGGAGCAGAAAAAUACUGAGCAGAAUGGACCAGUGGACGGACAAGGAGACCUCGACCCCGGCUCUCGGGCCACGGAGCAGGGUGCAGACACGGCUGUGCCUUCAGACACGGACAAGAAGCUUCCUGAGAUGGACAUUGAUUGAUUGAUUGAUUCCAACACUUGUUUAUAUUAAAACAGACUAUUAUAAAGCUUUAAGUUGUCAACUUUGUUCUAAAUAUCAACUAGAGCAAGCAAAUACUGGAGAUUUCUUAGUCAGUUUUUAGGGGAUCUUGGGGGGGCGGGGGAUAUAGGUAAUGUAUGGAGCAUUUUGACUUCUAAAUAGUUAGGUACAGAAAUUAUAAGUGCAUUGUAUCUCUUCAUAAUGGUACUAUUUAGAAGCCCAGUUAGUGUUACUGAGCUUACGCUUCACUCCUUUUUUUUGUUUAAUCAUGCUUCUAGAAGAAUGUUUGUUUUGGAAAGCUGAGCUUUAGCAACAGCUAUGACUAGCUACCAAGAAGGCUCUUUUGCAUUAUUACUUAAAUGGCAAGGAGCUCGAUUUAUGCUUCUAAAAUCAAUUGUAGAGAUUAUCACCAAGGUUGUGUGCUUGGUGUGGGCUGGGGUAGGGGCUCCUUCUCUCUCAGGGCCAGAGCUCGGCCUGGAAUGUGUUAACAUAGGAGAGGAUCCCAGACAUCCUCAAGCUUCACCCCCAGCCCUCCCCCCUACCCCCUCCUCUUCGGGAAGGAGCUCCCAGUAAAUGCCAUGUGCUAUUCUUAGAAAUACCCUCUUCCCUCAGAGCAAGUUAUAAACUUGAGUUUAGACUUGGAGACACUUCUUGAAAGUGUAUUCAUGAAGACCCCAAGCGUUAAAGCGAGCUAAUUUCCUCAGUUCAGAUUAAAUACUGUCCCAUAUGGGCAUGGCAAGUCUGAGGAAAUGAUUGAUCCUUGUUCCAUUAUGGUAUAAGGAUUUGGAUCCCGGCCUGUUUGUUCAGGUGGCAGAUGUUCUGUGUAAAUUCAGCCCAAACCCCUGGGAUAAGAAUUAAAAGUGCUUUCUUAGGCUCAUUCAUGAUUACUUUUAUGUUUAAGUGUUAAUAUCUGUCAUGAACCUGCCAAUUUGUAUUUGUUCAACAGCUGACAGAUGAUGAGAAACCUCAGAUACACUGGAUUGUAUGGGAAGAGUCCUAGAUUAGCGUUGGGAACAUGGAGCCCGGCAUUGCAGCGACACCACAUUUCUUAAUGUGCAGCCAUACGGAUCAGGUGUGCCCAAGUGUUCCUCGGUGCCCUUUGGGGGGCACAAGGGUAGGGAGGGGUGUUUUAGAAACGUCAAGGGGAGCCUGUAUUAAAGGCCAAAGUUGGUUACUUGCCUUAGCAACUGUUACUAUAAAAUAAGUUUCGUUGGUUAUGUUUCAGAUCUUUGUAACAACUGGUAAUCUGUGUAACAGAGCGUCUCUGUGAGUACUGGCCUGUGUUGGAAAUAAGCUUAUACUGUGCAUAGCUAGAAUGUGUUUUCUGUCCAUACAGGAAGUGUCUAGAAUGUUACCGCCCUUAGGCGCUACAGAGACAACUGUACAGAGGGGAGAGGCUGCCGGUGGAGGCCUUCUCCCCUCUCCCCCCCUCCACAGGACUCGAGCCCUGGGCCUCCAGCAUCCUCUUUUUUUCCUUUCCUGGGUGUGCUUCAGGAGGGAACUUCAGCUGGCCUGCCGUGAGGCCAGUAGCCCCUCAAAGUGCUGGCUGCGGGAUUAAGCCAACUCUUAUGCAACUGACUCAGUCCUUAAUGGCCAUUUCUUCUAAACAUUGUGUGUGUGUGUGUGUUGCGGGGAAGGGUUUGGGUGUCGGGUUGGGGGUGGAUUGGAAAGUUAAAAACUAGAGAUAAAAUAAAAUGUGGUCUGCGUGCCCUCUGUAUAGACAGGCUGUAAGACCAGCUAAAUUUCCAUGGAGCAGGCCAGAGACUGGGUAUUGAUAACUUGUGUGCAAACAAGUAUUUAUCCAGGUUGCGUUAUCCAAAUUGGUUUGUUAAAACUCCAAGUCACAUUCUUACACUAAAGAAAAAUACUCAGUAAACAUGAGACAAGUUUAGGAAAAACUAAUAAAAAGAAACCUGUUUUAAAUGCA